Cololabis saira (Pacific saury) is the source of this 585-nucleotide messenger RNA. Its product is annotated as gamma-glutamylaminecyclotransferase-like. The record is from RefSeq and is a predicted model, not a curated record. Bases 79 to 549 code for a protein of 156 amino acids. Gene Ontology annotation, molecular function: gamma-glutamylaminecyclotransferase activity. The transcript is spliced from 2 exons. NCBI's taxonomy places the organism in Eukaryota, Metazoa, Chordata, Actinopteri, Beloniformes, Belonidae.
UUCAGCGCAGCUCCCUUGCAGCACUUUACCGGCAGACGUGUCCUCGAGUUUCCCUCGUCCAAGGUGUCUUCCAUCCUCAUGGCUCGUGUUUUUGUUUAUGGUACGCUCAAGAAGGGACAACCCAACUACUUCCGUAUGUUUGACAUCAACAACGGAAAGGCAGAGUUCAUCGCCUCUGCGUUCACCAAGCACAAAUUCCCGCUAGUGAUCGCCGGCAAAUACAACAUCCCUUUCCUCCUCAACCUUCCCGGGCAGGGUCACAGAGUCCAUGGAGAGAUCUACGAAGUAGACAACCAGAUGCUGAAAUUUCUUGACGACUUUGAAAGCAUUCCCACAAUGUACCAACGGACUACAGUGGAAGUGGAGGUGAAGGAGUGGGCCAGGAAGAUGGAUGGAGAGGACCGGCCCUCACCUGGAAGCAUCACAGAGGCAUUCGUGUACAGCACUACAACAUAUCAGCCGGACUGGCCGUCGCUGCCCAGCUACGAGAGCUACGACUGCUACGGAGAUCACAACCUCCAAUACGCGACCAGAGAAGCACGAGACUGAUGAAGACAAGUCAGAAUAAAAGAGUUUUACAUCUGA